AUGCUUCAUGGCUCCCUGACGUUCCGGGACGUGGCCGUGGACUUCUCCCCCGAGGAGUGGCGCUGCCUGCGGCCUCCCCAGAAGGAGCUGUACCGGGAGGUGAUGCUGGAGAACUACCGGACCCUGGUGUGCCUGGGCCUCGCUGGGGCCAAGCCAGACGUGAUCUGCCAGCUGGAGAGGGGGGGAGCCCCGACGGUGCCGGACAGAGAUGUUCCCCGAAGCGGCCCUGCAGCCCAGGGUGGACGAGGGACAGCUGCCCGGCCUACCCUUCCUCACGCCCAGACCUUGACCCGGAAAGCUUUACGAAUUCAAGCUUCUGAGAAAUCCCAUAAAUAUAGUGAAUAUGAGAAAGCUUUCCACAAGGGCUCACCACUUAUUAUACAUCAGAAAAUCCAUAGUAGCAAGAAACCUCAUGAAUGUAAUGAAUGUGGGAAGACCUUCAGUGUGCGAACAGGACUUACUCGACAUCAGAGAAUUCAUACUAGAGAGAAACCUUAUGAAUGCAGUGAAUGUCUGAAGGCCUUUAAUCAGCGAUCACACCUCACUCAACAUCAGAGACUUCAUACAGGAGAGAGACCUUAUGAGUGUCAUGAAUGUGGGAAGGCCUUCAUUGUGAAAACUGGACUUAUUCAACAUCAGACAACUCAUACUGGAGAGAGGCCUUAUGAAUGUAGUGAGUGUGGAAAGGGCUUCAGUUUGAGGACAGAUCUCACCAGGCAUCAGAAACUUCAUACGAGAGAGAAACCUUAUGAAUGUUUUGAAUGUGGGAAGGCCUUCCAUUGGAGCUCACACCUUACUCAGCAUCAGAGAAUUCAUACUGGAGAAAAACCUUAUGAAUGUAAAGACUGUGGGAAGGCCUUUCACCAGAGGUCAAGCCUUAAUGAACAUCAGAGAAUUCACACUGGAGAGAAACCUUAUGAAUGUAACGAGUGUGGGAAGGCCUUCAGUAGAAGCUCACGACUUAUUGUACAUCAGAGGAUUCAUACCGGAGAGAAACCUUAUGCGUGCAAUGAAUGUGGGAAAGCCUUUAGCAAGAGCUCACAACUUAUUGUACAUAAAAGAAUCCAUACUGGAGAGAAACCUUAUGAGUGUAAUGAAUGUGCAAAGGCUUUUAGAAGUAGCUCAGGACUUAUUCAACAUCAGACGACUCAUACUGGAGAGAAACCUUUUGAAUGUAAUGAAUGUGGGAAGCCCUUCAGCCAUAGCUCACAUCUUAUUGUACAUCAGAGAAUUCACACAGGAGAGAAACCUUAUGAAUGUAACGAGUGUGGGAAGGCCUUCCGUUUGAAGACAAGUCUUACAUUACAUCAGAGAAUUCAUACUGGAGAGAAACCUUUUGAAUGCAAUGAAUGUGGAAAGACCUUCAGUGCCUUCAGGCAGAGAUCACAGCUUACUGUACAUCAGAAAAUUCAUACUGGAGAGAAACCUUAUGAAUGCAGUGAAUGUGGGAAAGCCUUCAUCCGGACAACAGAUCUCACUCGGCAUCAGAGAAUUCAUACUGGGGAGAAACCUUAUGAAUGUAAUGAGUGUGGAAAGGCCUUUAGCCAGAGGUCACAGCUUACUGUUCAUCAGAGAAUUCAUUCUGGAGAGAAACCUUAUGAAUGUAAUGAGUGUGGGAAGGCCUUCAGUCAGAGAUCCCAACUUAUUGUUCAUCAGAAAAUUCAUAUAAGAAAGAAGCCGUAUCCUCCUUUAUCUUCUUUAAUCAAUUAAGUAUUUGACACUAUUAAGUUCCUUGUACUCCUGGGUAUUCUUCUCCUUCCCUGUCUUUGGAUCAUACAAUUAGAGGUUUUUCUCUUACCUCUUUUUAACUGUGUCUUCUCUGUCUUAACUCUGUUGUGAAUUGGU
Gracilinanus agilis (Agile Gracile Mouse Opossum) is the source of this 1845-nucleotide messenger RNA. RefSeq names its product zinc finger protein OZF-like. The coding region runs from base 1 to 1710 and encodes 569 amino acids. Gene Ontology annotation, biological process: regulation of DNA-templated transcription. NCBI's taxonomy places the organism in Eukaryota, Metazoa, Chordata, Mammalia, Didelphimorphia, Didelphidae. The record is from RefSeq and is a predicted model, not a curated record. The transcript has 6 exons.